AUGUCUCUCUUCGGCGGAGCUUCGUCUCAGGCGCGUAGUAGGAAUUUAGUUGAAUUUAAAGCUGGCAAAAUGAAUCUUCGUGGAAACAUGGUUUAUCCAGAUAAACGAAAAGGACUUCUUUAUUUAUAUCAAGGCAAUGAUAUGUUGAUGCAUUUAUGUUGGAAAGAUCGAUCGAAUAAUUCAGCUGAAGACGAUCUUGUCAUAUUUCCAGAUGAAAUUGAAUUUAAAAAAGUGACACAAAAUACAACAGGACGAGUAUUUAUUUUAAAAUGGAGAACUAAUGCACGUAAAUUAUUUUUUUGGAUGCAAGAACCAAAGAACGACAAAGAUGACGAAUUUUGUAAAAAGAUAAAUGAACUUCUUAAUCAUCCACCAACACCUGGCUUUGGUGACGAUAGCAGUGGCGCGGGUAGUAAUCACUUGCUGCAACCACUUAUGGAACGAAUGGCUGGUGGUGCAGGUGGUAUUGACCCAAGUGAUUUAUCCAAUGUUCUUGGAAGCAUGAAUCCAAGAGAUUUUGCAUCCUUACUUUCUUCGUUUGGUGGUGGUAGUGGUGCUGCUGGCUUGAUGCAAGGUCUUCAUCGUAGUGGUAGAUCUUCUAGUAGCUCACAUCAACAUACAGCUGGCUCUCGUCCAAAUACAGCACCAGCUAGUACACAUAGUGGAGGGACAGCAAUUACAUCAACAAGUCGUAGUAGUGGCUCGUCAUCAAAACCACGUAAUGGUGGAACAAGUUCAUCAUCAUCUGCUGCAGCAGCUCCUAAAAAUACUACUAGUGCAGCAGCAGCUGGUGGAACAAAAAAUGGUUCUAUUCAGAUGGGUGCUCUGACAAGUGUUCUCGCUAAUUUGGGUACUAGCACUACUGAAAGAACUACAGCAGCAGCAUCUCCAGCUACUAUUGACCUUUGUGAUAUAGUCAAUAAUGAAAAUUUAAUUCCAUUGUUAAGCAAUAAAGACGUGCAAGAAAAAAUACGUACUCAUUUGCCUGAAGGUGCUACUCUACUCAAUACAGAAAAAGAAUUAAAAGAAUCGAUUCAAACACCGCAAUUUAAACAAGCUGUAACCGCAUUUAGCGUUGCACUUCAGUCACGUGAAUUAGGACCUGUGCUCGUUCAAUUUGGUUUUUCAGAUGAAGUAAUAAAAGCUGCUAAUCAAGGUGAUUUACAAGCUUUUGCGCAAGCAUUAAAAAAACAUUAUAACAAAUCAUCCGAUACUACAAUGGAUACAAGUUAA
Molecule: messenger RNA, 1233 nt
Organism: Rotaria socialis
Lineage: Eukaryota; Metazoa; Rotifera; Eurotatoria; Philodinida; Philodinidae
Source: the annotation of a GenBank genome assembly